Molecule: messenger RNA, 2155 nt
Organism: Callithrix jacchus (white-tufted-ear marmoset)
Lineage: Eukaryota; Metazoa; Chordata; Mammalia; Primates; Cebidae
Product: olfactory receptor 52B4
Biological process (GO): G protein-coupled receptor signaling pathway
Cellular component (GO): plasma membrane
Molecular function (GO): G protein-coupled receptor activity; olfactory receptor activity
Source: RefSeq, a predicted model, not a curated record
AUGCCUACUGUAAACUACAGUGGCACUAGCCACACAGUCUUCCCCUUGCUGGGCAUCCCUGGCCUAGAGGACCAGCACAUGUGGAUUUCUAUGCCCUUCUUCAUUGCCUAUGUCACUGCCCUUCUUGGGAACAGACUACUUAUCUUCAUUAUCCACAAACGCAGCCUCCAUGAACCCAUGUACCUCUUCCUCUGCAUGCUGGCUGGAGCAGACAUUGUCCUCUCCACGUCCACCAUUCCUGAGACCUUAGCUAUCUUCUGGUUCCAUGCUGGGGACAUCUCCCUGGACUGUUGCAUCACUCAGCUCGUCUUUGUCCAUUCCACCUUCAUCUCUGAGUCAGGGAUCUUGCUGGUAAUGGCAUUUGACCGCUACAUUGCCAUAUGCUACCCACUGAGGUACACCACCAUUCUUACAAAUGCUCUGAUUAAGAAAAUUGGUGUGACUGUCUUCCUGAGAAGUUAUGGUACAAUUUUCCCUAUCAUAUUUCUUUUAAAAAGAUUGACUUUCUGCCAGAAUAAUAUUAUUCCACACACCUUUUGUGAACACAUUGGCCUAGCCAAAUAUGCUUGUAAUGACAUUCAAAUAAACAUUUGGUAUGGGUUCUCCAUCCUAAUGUCAACGGUGGUCUAUGUUGUGCUAAUUUUUAUUUCCUAUAUGCUGAUUCUCCAUACUGUCUUCCACAUGCCUUCUCCAGAUGCUCGCCACAAAGCUCUCAACACAUGUGGCGCCCAUGUCUGCAUCAUCAUCCUCUUUUAUGGGCCUGGCAUCUUCACAAUCCUUACCCAGAGGUUUGGACGCCACAUUCCACCUCAUAUCCACAUCUUGGUGGCUAAUGUCUGCAUUCUGGCUCCACCUAUGCUGAAUCCCAUUAUUUAUGGGAUCAAGACCAAGCAAAUUCAGAAACAGGUAGUUCAUUUUUUGUUUAUAAAAUGGAAAUAACUUUGGUUUAAGAACUGAGUUUUCAGAAUCUCUAGCUAUCUGGUAAAUGGGUAUGGAAGUGGUUGAUGGGAGGGGUCAGCUGACACAGUAGGAAACAACUCAGUGAAUACAACGCCUGGAGCAAGGUCAACUGGGAAGUUGCAGGGCUUACUCCUCCACUUUUUAAACCUAGGAGAGUAAUGCCAUGUUUGACUGAACAAACUACCUCCUGCACAGAGCCUGGAAGAUGAUGGAUUGGUUUUUCAGAAGUGAUGUAUCCUUAAUGACAACAUUAUCAUAAUCUUUGGAAAUAGAGGAAGUGGGAACAGUGUUCUGGCCUUGGAUUUGUUCAGCUAUCCUGUACUGAGUUUCUCAAGCUCUUCAUAAAGGAUAUGUUGUAUUCCUUUACGAUCACAUACAAACCUCCAUUCUUCUCUUUCAUUCUAGCUAAGUGACAUUCUUAGAAUCAGUGAUUCCUAGGUUUUCCAUUUAUUUCUAUUAUGUUAUAGCUUAUACCCUAUGAACAUGAAUGUCUGUAAUGAAGGAUUGCAAAUAAAUUGUGCGAUUCAUAUUUUGCAGAACAACCCUUGAGGAACCUGAGCCUGAUCAUUCUUAUGCUGGGACAUGUAGUUUCUGAACGGGUGGUGUGUGCUGGGGAAAUGCUGAGGAAAGGAAACUCCUUCAUUCUCAAUGUCAGGCUGUGUUCUUCAAUGAGCUCGUCCUCAGGAGGACAUUCAAGAUGUUUAUUCACAUGAUUUCUGAGUGCUUUUACAACCACACUUCCCAAUACCUUCUAUGCAACCUGAGCGUUAGAUAUACCAGGCCAUUAAUUCAUCAGUUUUCUUAGGUUAUGCCAACUCUUCAGGUACUCUGCAUUCUCUUGAAAUAACAUCAACUUGUGGAAAACCCUUAUUCCUCCUUUCAUAUCUAAUUCUCAUGUCAUCUCCUCUGUGACAUUUUCUCCAAUCACAAUUUGUUUCUCAGUGUAUUAUAGUUGAUAUUUCCUUUAUGAGAAAAAUAGCAUAUUGCUCAUAUUUUUAAUACUUAUUUUUAUUAACAAUCUAUGUUCCUUCUAGAAAACAUUAGAAAUGGUGGGGAAAAAAACUUAAUAUGGAGCUCAUAAAACUAUAAUCUUAGAGGUCUCAAGCAAUUUUACUGUUAAAAUUUGUUAUAUAUAGCUAUACAUCUUUGUUUAUAAAUUUACAUAUCUAUAUAUCUGUAUCUAUAUCUGCACCUG